AUGGAGGUUGACAACGCCACCGAAAAAAAGCGCUUCGAAGUAAAAAAGUGGAAUGCCGUCGCUCUCUGGGCCUGGGACAUCGUUGUUGAUAACUGCGCUAUCUGUCGCAAUCACAUCAUGGAUCUCUGCAUCGAGUGCCAAGCUCAGCAGUCUUCUGCUACUUCCGAAGAAUGUAAUGUUGCCUGGGGCGUGUGCAAUCAUGCCUUCCACUUUCAUUGUAUUAGCCGAUGGCUCAAAACCCGACAGGUCUGCCCCCUGUGCAAUCGAGAAUGGGAAUUCCAAAAAUUCGGCCGCUAA
Molecule: messenger RNA, 297 nt
Organism: Oikopleura dioica
Lineage: Eukaryota; Metazoa; Chordata; Appendicularia; Copelata; Oikopleuridae
Source: the annotation of a GenBank genome assembly